UAUCUUCUCUUCCCCCUCCCCCUGCUCCGCCUCGCCUACUUUCACUCCCGCUCUCCCGGUUGCGCCCUAAAAUAUAUCCUUCGGGACCAAACCCUCACGAUACUGUUGCGAAUAGAGAUGACAGGGAAGGCAACGAUUCAAUAGCAGUACGCAGAGAUCCGAAAUUCCUAACUUUAUCUUUUUUCCGCUCUGUUCCCACCGACAGGUACUUCACAUCUUCCUUUUCGCGCGAAAGCCCGUGCCGGCUUGAAGGGCGAAAGCCUUGAAAUCCGGAUUUAUCAAAUCUGCGGCUUUAUUUUGUCUAGAAUGACCUUCAGGCAAGAUUUAGGUUAAAUCCAGGUUAAAUCCUGCUCUUAAUCCGUCACCAGACCGGCCGUUUGUUUUCCCGCGCAUUUCUGGUCAGCCAUUUGCGCGAACCUGCUGUCUUCUUAUUCCCUAAAGGCAUUUCGCUCCGUCUGUUAUCCUGCGGUUCCUAAAAUGCUUUAUCCGUGCGUCCUCUCGAGUUCAUAUCCACGGUCGUCAUAUGGGGUUCCGCAUCACCACGCUUCAUUCUUAGCAGUUCGCAGAGAAAUCAGUUGAUUUGAUGGUGUUAUUCCAAAUUCUUAUGUAGCAGACUGAUUAUAAAGAAGGAUCCUUUUUUCAACGUACAAACAUCGUUUGACAAUGGACGAAACCACAUCUCACGACGGGCGAGAAGAAGAGGACGAGGAAGAGUACGAGGAGGUUGGUGGUGGGAGCCGGCUCCUAGGGUUUAUGUUUGGGAAUGUUGAUAACUCUGGUGAUCUCGAUGUUGAUUAUCUGGACGAGGAUGCAAAGGAGCACCUUUCCGCGUUGGCUGACAAGUUAGGCUCUUCUCUUACUGAUAUAGAUCUUAUCAAAUCUUCCCCUACUACAACAGAUGCUUCUGAACAGGAUUUUGACGAGAAGGCUGAAGAUGCCAUUGAUUAUGAGGAUAUUGAUGAGCAAUAUGAUGGGCCAGAAAUACAGGCAGCCACAGAAGAAGACCAUUUGCUGCCAAGAAAAGAAUUCUUCUCUUCAGAUGCAUUUUUUUCUUCUUUAAACAGCAAAGCUUCUAUUUUUGAUGAAGAAGAUUAUGACGAGGAUGAAGAAACAGGUAAUGAAAGCAAAAUCAAGGAAAAUAUUGAUGAAAGUGAAAGCAUUUCUUUGGCAGGUCAGGCUCAGAAAGUUGGUGGGGAUUUGGAAGUGGCCUCUGCGAAUAUAAUAUCCUUUGAUGAUGAUCUGCCUUCUGGUGGAUCUUUGGAAGCUGAAGAAGUAGCGUUGGAGCCGGCUAUUUUUCAGGAAGAUGAAGCAGUCCCCGAAGAGCAAGUUAAUCCAAAAAGUGCGACUGCUUUACCUGUUUUGUGUGUUGAGGAUGGAUUGGUAAUAUUAAGAUUCUCGGAGAUUUUUGGAGUACAUGAGCCCUUAAAAAGUGCAGUUAGGAGAUACUGUCAGAAACGCCCAUCUUGUAAUGAACGGGAUAAAACUUUAGAUAUUGCAAAUAUGGUUGAAGAAGAUGAAGCUGCUUUUCUAAGGAGUGCUGAUCAUGAUCCAUGCAUAGCUAAAAAACUGAAUUUAGCUGUUCUUGGUUUGGAAGAAGAGAAUGAUCAAGAAAUAUCAUUUUUUGAUGUACAGAAUAAAGACACGUGCUUUGGUUCACUUCCAAUGAAGGAUGAUAUGCCUGUGGAUGCAUCAGGUUCUCAGUGCUCUCUACCAUCGCCAAAGUUUUAUCCAUUGGAUCAGCAAGACUGGGAAGAUGGAAUUCUGUGGGGAAAUUCACCUCAGUUGAGUUUUGAUGUCUCAAGGGAUGAUUCAUAUUCAGAGCAUGACACUGAAGAUCAAUCAGAAGAAAAUUUAGAUAUUAGAUAUAGGAGUGAUGCAUUCAAAUCUAAUGAGAAAGAUGGUGACUUCCCCAUAGAAUCUGCUGACAAUGCAUUUUUGACAUAUCAACAUUCAUUAGAACGCGAGUAUCAUCAGCAAGUACAUGAUUCGGAGUUAUUUUCAAGAAGGCAUAGUUCAUAUCCGGAAGAAAUGGAAAUUGAAGAUGUGCAUACUGAAGUUUCUGAAGGAACUACUUUACAACGCUUCGACAGGUUGUCCUUGAAGAAUCAAGAUUUGUUAAAUGGUUCUUGGUUGGAUCAUAUAAUAUGGGAUUCAAAAGAGGCAAUUUCAAGGCCGAAACUUAUUCUUGAUCUUCAAGAUGAGCAAAUGCUAUUUGAGAUUCUAGAUUACAAUGAUGGCGAAUAUCUUUCUUCUCGCGCUCGUGCUAUGGUAGUAGUUCACCCUUCCAAAUCUAAUUUAGGAGAGUCUUCUGAUGUCCAUAAUCCGGGAAUGCCAUCCAACACUCGAUUCAACAUUUCUAAUGAUAAGUACUAUUCCAGUAGAAAGACUUCCCAACAAGCGAAAUCACAUACCAAAAAGCGGGCCACUCAUGGCAUCAAAGGGUUGCAUUCCGUGCCUGCUUUAAGACUUCAAACCAUGAAGCCUAAGUUAAGCAAUAAGGACAUUGCUAAUUUCCAUAGACCAAAAGCAUUAUGGUAUCCUCAUGACAACGAAUUUGCUGCGAAGUCACAAGGAACACUCUGUUCAAGUGGGCCUUUCAAAAUUGUUGUAAUGAGUUUGGCAGGGAAAGGAGUUAAAUUGCACGUUGAUGCGGAAGAAACUUUAUCCAGUGUUAAAUUGAAAACAUCGAAGAAACUAGAAUUUAAAAUGUCUGAGAAGGUGAAGUUUUUUUAUUCUGGUAGAGAGCUAGAGGAUGAUAAGUUUCUUGCAGUUCAAGGAGUGCGUCCAAAUUCUGUGCUUCAUCUUGUGCGUACAAGGAUACAGCUAUGGCCAAAGGCACAGAAGUUGCCUGGUGAAAAUAAACCUCGGCGGCCUCCUGGUGCAUUUAAGAAAAAAUCUGAGUUAUCUGUGAAAGAUGGUCAUGUAUUUUUAAUGGAGUAUUGUGAGGAGCGGCCUUUAUUACUCGGAAAUGUUGGGAUGGGGGCUAGAUUUUGCACUUAUUACCAAAAGCUUGCGCCUAAUGAUCAAACAGCUUCAUCUCUUCGAAAUGGAAACAAUGGUCUUGGCUCUGUGCUUACACUUGAUCCUUCUGACAGAUCUCCUUUCCUUGGAGAUAUUGGUCCCGGUUGCAGCCAAUCCUGUCUGGAAAAUAACAUGUACCGAUCUCCUAUUUUUCCUCAUAAAUUGCCCCAGACAGACUAUCUUUUGGUACGUUCAGCAAAAGGUGCCCUGUCCAUUCGACGCAUUGAUAGACUAUAUGCAGUCGGACAGCAGGAACCACAUAUGGAGGUACUUUCUCCAGGGUCCAAAAAUGUUCAUUCAUAUCUUGUGAACCGGAUGCUGGUAUAUGUGUAUCGCGAGUUUCGUAGAAAUGAGAAACCUGGAAUCCUUCCAUCUGUUCGUGCUGAUGAGUUGGGUGCACUUUUUCCUGGCUUUACAGAUGCUUUCAUGCGCAAGAGACUGAAACUUUGUGCGGAUUUGAAGAAAGGAGCUUGGGUUAAGAGGAUUGAUUUUCGUAUUCCAUCUGAGGAAGAGUUAAGAAGAAUGCUGUCUCCAGAGAAUGUUUGCUCAUAUGAGAGUAUGCAAGCAGGUCUUUACCGUCUGAAACGCCUAGGAAUAAACCGGCUUACUAAUCCUGUUGGGCUGUCUUCUGCAAUGAACCAACUUCCAUACGAAGCUAUAACUCUGGCUGCUGCCUCUCAUAUUGAAAGAGAGUUGCAGAUAACUUCAUGGAAUCUGACAAGCAACUUUGUUGCUUGUACUAAUCAGGAUCGGGAGAAUAUUGAACGUUUGGAAAUUACUGGUGUUGGUGAUCCAUCUGGCCGUGGAUUGGGUUUUAGCUAUGUACGUGUUACUCCAAAAGCUCCUAUUACUAGUGCAGUGGUAAAGAAGAAAGCAGCUGCCUCAAAAGGAGGCUCCACUGUAACUGGAACAGAUGCAGACCUCCGUAGGUUGAGUAUGGAUGCAGCACGCGAGGUACUCUUAAAAUUCAAUGUACCGGAAGAGCAAAUAGAUAAACUAACCAGGUGGCAUCGGAUUGCUUUGGUACGCAAGCUGUCAAGUGAACAAGCAGCCUCAGGAGUUAAAGUUGAAGCCAUGACAUUAAGCAAGUUUGCACGCGGACAACGAAUGUCAUUUCUUCAACUCCAGCAGCAGACACGUGAAAAAUGUCAGGAAAUAUGGGAUCGACAAGUUCAAAGUCUCUCUGCUGCUAAUGAUGAUGAAAAUGAGAGUGAUUCUGAAGCAAAUAGUGAUUUGGAUUCUUUUGCCGGGGACCUUGAGAAUUUGCUAGAUGCAGAAGAAUUUGAAGAGGAGGUUGGAACUGGUGAUGCGAUGGUUGAAAAGACAGAUGUUGCUAGAGGACUUAAAAUGAGAAGGUGCCAUUCAUUUUCUCAGACAGAAGAAGAAAUUGAAGAUGCUAAAGCUGAAGCAGCUUUCAUCCGUAGAUUGCUUGAAGACGAUGAAUCUGAGAUUGAGAAAAAAAAGAAACCUAUUGGAAUAGAUGUCAUUCGCCCUCAGCUUGGUACUGAGAAUGCUUCCGUGAAGAAGAUGGGUACCACAGUUGGCCAAAUUUUUGGCAGUUCAUAUCUUGACAGUUCACAUAUCUCAAAAGAACUUGUGAUCCACGUAUCUAACGAGGUUGAAAACUCUCCCGCUGAAACAAUUUCUUGGAAAUCAAAGACCAAAAAGGGAUUUGUAGCAAAUGACAUGGCUAUGGGAUUAGUGAGAAAAAACUUCAAAACUUCGAAAGAUGGAACCAAGGUUUACAAGGAGAAAAAACACGCAGAUAGAAGAGAGAGUUUUGUAUGUGGAGCUUGUGGUCAGCUUGGACACAUGCGGACCAACAAAAACUGUCCCAAAUACGGAGAAGACGCAGACCCUAUCGAAGUAGAGAGCACGUCCGGCAAAUCCCACCUACUCGAUGCUGCAAAUCGAUCUCAGCUGAAAGUAAUAAACAAGAAAAUGAUGUCUGCGUUGUCGCCAGAAAGUCCAGAGAAGCGAGAAAUGGAAGUACACGUUAAGGUUCCGCCGCUCAAACUUAAAUGGGGAUCUGCUGACAAGCGAUCGGAGAAGAGCUUGUCUGCAUCUCAUAAAUUCGAUAAGAUGGUUUCUGGCACUAUGAACCAUGAAGCCAAGCAAAUUGGGAGGAGUUUAAUAAUUCCUAUCAAGAUGAAGGGUGAGAAUGCACAGCCAGAUACACCAAAACCAACUGUUAGAAUACUCCCUCCUCAUGGCAUGGAUAGAGAACCUCCUAAGAAAAUUGUCAUAAAACAGCCAAAAAUUAUGGCCAAGAAGCAUUACAGCGAGGAUGCCGAUCUUGCAAUAGACCGUGAAUCCAGGAAGAUGAAAAAAAUUACGGAGCUAUCCCCUGGUUUUGAGAAGCCGAGAAAGUUUGAGAGUCAACUUUUUGUGAAAAAUGAAAUUGGUGCAAGUCGUACACAUGAGAGGAGAGUAAGGGAGGAGAAAGUUAAAAACAUGCAGAGAUUUGAAGAAGAGAGGAAUAGAAGGAUGUUUGAGGAGCCGAGAAAACAUCAAUCAGCUUUUUGGAGGGAGGAACUCCAGGCUAAGAAAAAAAUGACAAAGAAGAAUAAGAAGAAGAAACCUGAUUUUAGUGAUGAUUACUUAAUGGAUCAGAGACCUUACAGGACCGAUCGGAGGUUUCCUGAAAGGGAUCGAGCUGCGAAGAGACGGAGCGUAGUUGAUACAGAUCUUCAAGACUAUGCACCGUCAUCAAAGCGGCGUAGAGGAGGGGAGGUUGAAUUAUCAAAUAUACUCGAAAGCAUAGUGGACCAGCUGAGGGAUACAAUCGAAAUCUCUUAUCUGUUCCUGAAACCGGUGAUGAAGAAGGAUGCCCCAGACUAUUUUGAUGUAAUAAAAUCCCCCAUGGAUCUGUCCACCAUUAGAGACAAGGUGAGGAACAUGGGUUACAAGAGCAGAGAGGACUUCAGGCAUGAUGUGUGGCAAAUAGCCUUUAAUGCCCACAAAUAUAAUGACGGUAGAAACCGGCAUGAUCAGCUUUUGGCGCUCUGUGAUUACCUCAUUGAUGACAAAGAUGACAUUUUGACUGAAGCUGAAGCUGGAGUAGAGUAUUCAAAUACUUAGUAGCUAUAUAUAUGUACAGGGCGGGGUUCUUUGCUCGGGUAGACAUUCUUUUUUAUGUAAUCUAAAAUGUUUGUAUGUAGAGUAGUUUUAUUUAUUUGUUUGUUUAUUGUAGUGGGCAUAAUUUUUAGUUUUUCAGGUUUUUUCUGGCAACUGUUUUGGAGUAUUUUCUGUGAGGUUAUGGUUCGUAUUUUACUGGAAUUGGGUGGUCUGUAAAUGACCCUCUCAACGUUUCUUUUUUUAAAUUUUUUUAAAUUGAAAGUAAUCGUUAUAUUUUAAAGAUGACAGCAAAUGGUUACCUUCCU
Molecule: messenger RNA, 6404 nt
Organism: Phalaenopsis equestris
Lineage: Eukaryota; Viridiplantae; Streptophyta; Magnoliopsida; Asparagales; Orchidaceae
Product: transcription initiation factor TFIID subunit 1-like
Biological process (GO): transcription by RNA polymerase II; RNA polymerase II preinitiation complex assembly
Cellular component (GO): transcription factor TFIID complex
Molecular function (GO): histone acetyltransferase activity; TBP-class protein binding; RNA polymerase II general transcription initiation factor binding
Source: RefSeq, a predicted model, not a curated record